AUGCAUCAAAGAAUUCAAGCAUAUUUUAAAAGCUAUUAUAAUAAUAAUAAUACUAGUAAUUAUACCAAAAAUAAAAAUGGCGAUCUUGAUUUAACUUCAAACUUGUUAAAUACUAUAGAAAAGAUUUAUAUGAAAAAUAAGUUUAAUGAACAACAAUUUGUAAUAACAUGUUCUAUGCUUAAUAGGUAUUUGAAAAAUGAGCCUAAUUUAUUGAAAGGUUUAUUUCAUUACUUAAAAGAUUAUAAGGAAAGUAGUUCUAUUAAUAAUUUUUCUGAGGGUACCGUUAGCACUACCACUGUCACUGAUAAUAAUAACAUUGUUGAUAUUACUACUACUACUACUACUACUCCAUACAGGGAAAAUACACAAAUAUUAAAAAAGAAAAAGGUAUUUAAACCAUUUGAAACUCAUAAUAAUAAAAACCAUAUAAACUUACAAAAUAUUAAUUAUGCAGAUGAUGACGAUUUAUUGUUGUCUGAAAUCCAAGAUAGUGAUAAAACAAAAAAAAAAAAAAAGGAAAAACCGAAUUCUUUGUUCAAAAGAAAGUUAAAUAAAGAUAAAGCCCAACAAUUAAAGGAAUAUACACCUAAUCCCACACUGCAAAAUAAUUCAAAUAUCACUACAAGGGGUUCACCUACUUUUAGGGAACAAAAUACUUUCCUCCCCCACUCCCCUACAACUAAUUAUAAUUUACCAAGUUUACGUAAGAAACAAAGCACAAAACAAGAACCGUUUAAUGAUGAAAUUCUAGCAGAAAGGACACAAUAUAAUAAAGAGGAAGAUCUACGAAAAAAAAGUACUUGGUAUAAUAAUGAUGCUAGUAAUGAAAAUGCUGAAAAACAAACUUAUAAUCAUGAUGAUACCCCUGAAAAUGAUUUUUUCCAAGAAUAUCACAAUAAUAAAAAAGCGAUAAAGAGAGAAGAGGGGGAUGAACUUAUCAAAUUAAAUCCGAUCUCGUUAAAGGAAAGAACAGAAUUAAUCCCACCAUUUUUAACGAUUUAUAACAAUAAGGCUGGAGAGCAGGCAAUUGUAGGAACUCUUAUAGCAUCUAAUGUUGAAAAUAGUACUGAUGCUACUGCUUCCUCAUUUACAAUUAUGCCUCCCAGCAGAGAUCCGGACGGGCAAUUUACCAAGAAUGCUAAAUUGGGUAGCCAUUCAUUAAUGUUGAGGAAAAAAUUGAAGGACCAAAAGACUGUUAUAGACAAUAAAAAUGCCAACGAAACCAUGUCCAACGUUGUAAAUAACAAUAACCAAAACAAAAGAAAUGAAAAUACUAUUUCCGAGCCACAUGCUUCAAAAAAUGAAGAACAAAAAGAGUUAAUAGAAGAAAGUUAUGAAGACAUCCAAAAUAAAAGAAAGCAAUUACCGGCUUACAAAUGUGGGAAUGAGAUAUUAAAUAUAGUUCGAGAAAACCAAGUGGUUGUUAUUGUAGGUGAAACUGGUUCUGGUAAGACUACACAGUUACCGCAAAUUUUAAGUAAGGAAUAUGGCAAAAAAAUUGGCAUUACACAACCACGACGCGUUGCUGCUUUGAGUGUUGCCACUAGAGUGGCACAAGAAAUGAAUGUUGAAUUAGGUACUUUAGUUGGAUAUACCAUUAGGUUUGAGGAUAAAACUACAAAAGACACACGAAUUAAAUAUAUGACAGAUGGUAUUUUGUUAAGAGAAACUUUAAAAGAUUCGAUGCUAUAUGAGUAUGACUGUAUUAUUAUGGAUGAAGCACACGAAAGGACAUUGAACACCGAUGUAUUAUUAGGUUUUUUUAAAAAUUUAUUGGCAAAAAGAAGAGAUAUUAAAUUAAUUAUUACCUCUGCCACGAUGAAUGCUUCCAAAUUUGUCCAGUUUUUCCCCAAUGCGCCUAACUAUAUUAUACCGGGCAGGACCUUCCCCGUUACAAAUAUUUAUACUAGAUUCCCUGUUUCAGAUUAUUUAGAAAGUGCCAUCCAACAAUGUGUUAAGAUACACAUGUCAACUCCAUUAAACGAGGAUAUUUUAAUUUUUAUGACGGGCCAAGAAGACGUUGAAAUGGCUUGUGGCAUGUUGAUGGAAAAAUUGAUUGCUGUUUAUUCUUCCAAAUACCAAGAGGAUCCCGAUAAAUUACAAAAUGAAAUUUGUAUUUUCCCAUUUUAUUCCACGCUACCCCAAGAUUCACAGAAGCAGGUAUUCAAACCACUAAACAGCACUAAUAAAAGAAAAGUCAUUGUGUCAACGAAUAUUGCAGAAACUUCUUUGACUAUAGAUGGAAUAAAACAUGUAAUUGAUUGUGGAUAUUCAAAACUAAAAGUGUACAACCCAAGAAUUGGUUUAGAUAGUCUACAAAUAACGCCUAUCUCACAGGCAAAUGCACAACAACGAUCUGGUAGGGCUGGAAGAACAGGCCCAGGUACCUGUUACAGAUUAUAUACAGAAUCCACUUUUUUAUUUGAAAUGUAUAAGGAGACCAUACCGGAAAUACAAAGAACUAAUUUGAGUAACGUUUUAUUAAUGUUGAAAUCUUUGGGUGUGCAAGAUGUUUUAUCCUUUCCCUUUAUUGAUCCACCGCCUAAAGUCACUUUAAUGACAUCUUUGUAUGAACUAUGGAGCAUAGGCACUUUGGAUAAUAUGGGUAACUUGACUAAGUUAGGUACCCAAAUGGCCAAAUUUCCAUUGAAUCCAAACUUAUGCAAAAUGUUAAUCAAUUCUAUUGCUUUGGACUGCACUGAAGAGUUGCUAAUUAUAGUUUCCAUGUUAUCAAUUCCCAAUAUUUUUUAUAGACCUAAAAAUGCCGAAGCAGAGGCUGAUAAGGAAAGAGCUAGGUUUUAUGUAGCUGGUUCAGAUCAUAUAACUUUAUUAAAUGUGUACUCACAAUGGAGAGCCAAUAGAUAUUCUUCACAAUGGUGCAAAAAACAUUAUAUUAUUUAUAGGUCGAUGCAAAGAGCUAAUGAUAUUAUAGGCCAAUUAAGAUCGAUAAUGGAUUCAAUCGUCAAGGGGAAUAUGAGAAAGAGUAGAAGGUAUAAUAGUAAUAAAACAAACACAAUACUUGGUAUACAUGACAACAACACUUUUAGUUCUUGGAAAAAUGUCAGAAAAUGUAUUGUAAGUGGUUACUCAUAUAAAAAUAUCGGUAAAAGAGUUGGAUUAAAUAAAUAUAUUUCUUUACAAAAUGGUAUGCCAUUGCAGCUGCACCCAACAAGUUCCUUAUUUGGGUUAGGUGAUCUACCGCCAUAUGUUGUAUAUCAUGAAUUGUUGUUAACCACCAAAGAGUAUAUAACUGUGGUUACUGCGGCUGAUCCAAUUUGGCUAGUUGAAUAUAAUUUAUUAUUUUUUAAUAUUAGUUGCACAGACUCGGCUCAACAAGAAAUUGCUGAGAAUAUACAAAAGUUGAAGGAGAAAAAAUUGAAAAGAUUACAAGAUGACAAGGCUAUGUUUAAUAGCAAUGCGAUUAAAGAACUGGAUGAUGAUUGGGAUGGUUAUGGUACUAGCGGCGACAAAAGGAAAGAUGUGAGUAAUAUUAUGAGUACCAGAAAAUUAUUUAAAAGGAGAAGACGUGGUGGAGGAUUAUAG
Saccharomycodes ludwigii is the source of this 3543-nucleotide messenger RNA. It is a transcript of the gene PRP16, whose product is annotated as DEAH-box RNA helicase PRP16. The coding region runs from base 1 to 3543 and encodes 1180 amino acids. The record is from RefSeq and is a predicted model, not a curated record. Gene Ontology annotation, biological process: mRNA splicing, via spliceosome. The transcript has a single exon. NCBI's taxonomy places the organism in Eukaryota, Fungi, Ascomycota, Saccharomycetes, Saccharomycodales, Saccharomycodaceae. Gene Ontology annotation, molecular function: ATP binding; RNA binding. Gene Ontology annotation, cellular component: intracellular anatomical structure; spliceosomal complex.